Paramecium octaurelia is the source of this 1234-nucleotide messenger RNA. The record is from the annotation of a GenBank genome assembly. Lineage: Eukaryota; Ciliophora; Oligohymenophorea; Peniculida; Parameciidae.
AUGGGUGGUUCCUCUUCAAAUAAAAUUGUUGUUAGACAAGAAAGUUGGACAAAGUGUUUCGUUUAAAAAGACUAUUUAGAUAAUUUUGAUAAUCAAUAUUCUAACCAGAAAAAAUAGUAAUAGAAAUCUAAAAAGCCUGAAGAUUCAAAAUAAUCAAAAUCAUCCUAAUAGGCAAAUCAAUAACAACAACCUAUAAAAUAAAUUUAACCAAAAUAAACUAAUACAAAAUAAAAUUUAAAAUUAGCUGAUUGGGUUUGGCCAGGUGGUAUAAUACCAUAUCUUAUUGAUGAAUCCUUUACCUAACAAAUGAGAGAAUAUUUAUCAUAAGCAAUCUAAGAAUUCGAAGAGAAAACACCUCUUCGAUUUUUAUAAAUAAGUGAUUAUUAAGAGUACGAUCAAUAUGUAAAAUAUUACAGAAACGAAGAAUCUUCAAGCUAUGUUAAGUGGAUUGGCCGAUCAACAUCACAUUAAGAGCAUGCAGUGUUCAUAAAUGAGACUUAUCCUUAUGGAACAUAUCUUCAUGAAACUAUGCAUAUUUUAGGUUUUGCUCAUGAAUAAUGCAGAUAAGAUAGAGAUCAAUACGUCUCAGUAUAGUUUUCAGAAAAAGAUUCUAAAAAAUUAAAGCAUUAAUAUGAGAAGAUAUAGGGACUCAUGCUUGGUGAGUAUGACCCUGAUUCAAUCAUGCAUUACCGUUUAAAUAAAAACAUGACCUCUAAAGAUUAAUAUAAGAAUCUAUAAUUUGGACAGAGAAAAUUCUUAAGCGAUGGAGACAUAAAAGGAAUUUAAUUAAUCUAUGGAAAAAGUUAAUGUACAUUUGAUAUCUACGGCGAUAAAUAUAUGGAAUAAGAUUUCUUUGAAUGUAUCACAUGUUGGGGACAGGGUUCAGUAUUUGGAGCUUGUAGGGCAUGUGGCAUUACUUGUCAUUCGGGACAUGAAUUGAUAUUAAAAAAAGCGAAAUCCUUUUAUUGUGAUUGCGGUAAGUAUAAACAUACAACCCAAUUGUGUACAAGAAAAACUACAAGCUUUAAAAGGGUAAUAAUAAAUGUAUAUAUGUUAUGAUUGCUUUGAUAUUAAAAAGUAUUAGUAAACUCAUGAUGGUGCUACUCCAGGAGUUUGUUACCCUUGCGCUAUGAAGUGUCACAAACAGCAUAACCUGAAAUUGUAAGGGGUGGCCUCAGGCUUUUAUUGUGAUUGUGGUUUAAACGCUUGCAAAACAGCAUGCAAAGCAAAAUGA